Molecule: messenger RNA, 1005 nt
Organism: Hibiscus syriacus
Lineage: Eukaryota; Viridiplantae; Streptophyta; Magnoliopsida; Malvales; Malvaceae
Product: peroxisomal acyl-coenzyme A oxidase 1-like
Exons: 8
Coding region: 292-639 (115 amino acids)
Molecular function (GO): flavin adenine dinucleotide binding; oxidoreductase activity, acting on the CH-CH group of donors
Source: RefSeq, a predicted model, not a curated record
ACUCAUCCUCCCCUAGAUCUCAAAACACUCUCUCCUUCCAUCACUCCGGCCACCGAAUACCAAUGCUCCGACAACCGUCUAUAGUUGCCCAAAACCUAAAACCUUCCUCAAAACAAUCACAUCAUCACGCUAAACCUGAAUAUAACCUCCAAACCAUGUGAAUAUGAGCCAAACGCCGUAGAUCUACCCCCAAAGGUUCGGGUUUUACCUUUUGACAGUUGGUUUUUCGACAACGAUCUACUUCCCUUGGAAGCAGCAAAACAGAAAGUCUUUCGAAAGGAUAACAGAACUAUGCUAACUAGGAAAGGCUUGUUUAAAGAUACUUUGAGAAAAGCUGCUCAUGCAUGGAAGCGGAUAAUUAACCUUCCUCUCUCGGAGGAAGAAGCCAAUAUGUUAAGGUCUUAUGUGGAUCAGUCUACUUUCACAGAUCUGCACUGGGAUCAAGAAAUAGCUGCCGCAAAGGAUCUAGAUGCAGCUUCUUUCAAAAUGCUGGAUGAAUUUCAACUGUGUGAAAUAACUGAAUUAAAACCAGAUUGCAGAUCUGUUUCUCACAUAUGCCAUGCAGCUGAUUCAGAAAUGACUGUGAAACCUGAAGAAACUGUUAUGGGGGUGAAGAAAAGGAAGGAGGCAUACCCCUAGUACCGGAACAGAGCAAAGACGAGGAGGCGAGAAAGGUUGAAGAUCGUCGUAUAAUGGAAGUUUACAUGACUGAGAAAGAAGUCCAUAAAAUUGAAGGGCUAGAAGAAAUUGAAUUUGUGGAGACAAUGCGUGGGGAACAUCGUUUUAUAUGGUCGGACUCGGAGCCAGAAGAUGAAGAUGGAUAUACUGUGUUAAACAUCUUUGGAGCCACCUGGUCCAAAGCUGCUUAUACUUGUGGUGGCUUACGCAUAAAUUUUAUAUAUUUAUGGGUAUUUGAUCACUAUAUCCAUGAAUUUGGCUGGUUGUUUAGCAGGUUUCAAUGAUAUUGUUAAUCCUAAGCGGAUUUUAUAUAUUUUGAUCCUAGAA